CCCCGUUGUUUGCCUUGCUUUUUGAAUUGAGCUCUAACAGCAGGCUGACACCUCCUCUGGACUGCCGUGAAGCAACUGUCAACAAACUACAGCAGACACUUUUCGACCAUUUGGACUAUUCUCACGCUUGAACGCCAACAUGCGUCGAUACCAGACUAAGGCCUGAGAGAUGUUACACAUAUUUUAAACAGGUAUCGGACCGAAGAAGAACUCCAAAGAACUCUUCAUUGUGUUGUUGACUUACUAGCUCAGUAGCUAGCAAAAUUAGCCGGAGAGCUUAUUGAAAUAAACUGGUUGAACAGCCAGUCAGCUCAUCUCUCGGUUUAUUUUUUUUAAAGCUAAAGUAGCAGCCACAGGAACAGUCGUUUGGACAGUUUGGUGCCUCCUUAAGUUCCUGCCAUGGCUGACAGCAGCAUAGUGACUUUGGGGACGGCUCGGAGUCUGCUGGUGGAUUCUUCGGUCUAUGAUUCGAGGAUCGCUGAAACCACCAAGGACCAUGUAUUUCUGGGCAUUGAUUGUGAAGACGGGGAAGAUAUGUUGCCAAAAGUGGAGACGAGGAUUGUUCUGGUGGGAGAGGCGGGCAGAAAUGGAGCGCUGGUGAAAGCACUGCAGGCCGUCAGAGUAAUGGAGGUACCGGUGGUAAAGAUAAAAGAAGCAGAGGCGGGUGCCGAGGAGAAAAUGAUGAUAAAAUCUAUAGUCAAUAUGGACAUCAGCUGCCCGUGCAUAAUUACAGACAGCGUCCAGGAGUUUGGGGAUGGAGAGAAUACUGAUUAUGAGACGGUGUUCGUCCUCACGGACUUCGAUUCUCCUGACUACAGCUACCUCUACAAACGUGACAACCGCAUCAUCGGGCCUCCCGUUGUGCUGCACUGUGCUGCGAAGGAGGAACCUCUACAGUUCUCAUGUCGUCCUCUCUACUCCACCACAAUGCUGAACCUGUCGCUGUGUUUCACCGGCUUCAGGAACAAAGAGGAAAUGAAGAACUUAGUGAAUCUGGUUCAUCACAUGGGUGGGACCAUCCGGAAAGACUUUAGCACCAAGGUUACUCAUCUCAUCGCCUACUCCACUCAUGGAGAGAAAUACAGGCUGGCAGUGUGCAUGGGGACACCCAUCCUCACUCCAUCAUGGAUUCUCAGGGCCUGGGAAAGAAGAGAUGAUGUGUACUUCCAUGCAGGAGAAGAGGAGUUUCGAACAGAGUUCAAGGUGCCUCCGUUUCAGGACUGCGUCCUCAGUUUUUUGGGUUUCUCAGAUGAAGAGAAGGCCAACAUGGAAGAGAGGACUCUUAAACAUGGUGGCAGUUAUCGUGAAGUCGGAGAUGAGAGGUGUACACACAUGGUGGUAGAGGAAAACUCAGUGAAGGAGCUGCCGUUCUGUCCCUCAAAGAGACUCUUUGCGGUCAAACAGGAGUGGUUCUGGGGAAGUAUUCAGAUGGACGCUCGAGCGGGAGAGUCUAUGUACCUCUAUGAAAAGAAUGACAGCCCAGCCAUGAAGAAGGCAGUUUCCCUCCUGUCCAUCACCACCCCCAAUAGUAACCGUAAACGCAGGCGUCUAAGGGACACCUUGGCUCAGCUCACCAAGGAGACAGAGAUCUCACCAUUCCCCCCGCCACGCAAGAGGGCAUCAGCAGAGCACAACCUGUCCUUGGCCUCACUGCUGGACAUAUCAAACACCCCCGAGGCUUGCAAAGCUUUGGCAGAAGAUAGAAUAGGGUACAGUUCAAAGAGCAAAGGAGCCGACACUGUGACCAGAAAUAGGAGGAGGAGAACCAGGGAAAGGAGGACUAGGACAGACAGGGAAGGGAGGAGGAAAAGGUCCCUUCGACAACCACAGGAGGGACAGCAGCAGCCAGGAACUUCUACAGAGAGUUCGAAGCCAACCAAGAGUUCAACUCCGGUUCUGUCCAAGCAGUCAGCCAGGUGGCAGGUCUCCAAAGAGCUCUACCAGACUGAGAGCAACUAUGUAGACAUUUUAAGCACCAUCCUACAGCUUUUCAAGCUUCCAUUGGAAAAAGAGGGGCAGGUGGGCGGACCCAUCCUGGCCCAAGAAGAAAUGAAGACAAUAUUCGGCAGCAUUCCGGACAUCUACGAGGUUCACACCAGAAUAAAGAGUGACCUUGAAGAACUCUUGACAGACUGGUCAGAGGACAGGAGUGUAGGAGACAUCAUUCUCAAAUAUUCUAAAGACCUGGUGAAGGCCUAUCCACCCUUUGUCAACUUUUUUGAAAUGAGCAAGGAGACUAUUGUUCGGUGUGAGAAACAAAAGCCACGCUUCCAUGCUUUUCUCAAGAUCAACCAGGCCAAGCCAGAGUGUGGCAGGCAGACACUUGUGGAGCUGCUCAUCAGACCUGUACAGAGGUUGCCCAGUGUGGCCCUUCUUCUUAACGACAUAAAGAAACAUACGUCAGAUGACAACCCAGACAAGAUAACGCUGGAAAAAGCAAUCGAGUCUCUUAAAGAAGUCAUGACUCACAUCAACGAGGACAAGAGGAAGACUGAAGGCCAGAAGCAGAUCUUUGAUGUCGUUUAUGAAGUCGACGGCUGUCCUGCAAACUUGCUGUCCUCCCACCGGAGCCUCGUUCACCGGGUGGAAACAAUCGCCCUGGGAGACCAACCAUGUGACCGUGGAGAACAUGUCACACUCUUCCUCUUCAAUGACUGCCUCGAGAUUGCAAGGAAGCGACACAAGGUGAUCAAUACAUUUAAGAGUCCGCUGGCACAGGCGAGACCACCAGCGCCACUGAAACACAUCGCGCUCAUGCCGCUGUCUCAGAUUCGAAGAGUCCUGGACCUGCAGGAUUCAGAUGAGUGUGUGAAUGCAUUCGCCCUGGUGGUUCGCCCUCCAACCGAACAGGAGAACUUGUUGUUCAGCUUCCAGCUGACCGGAGAGGAUACGGUUAAAAGCGCCUGGCUGCGAACACUUUGCCGCCACGUCGCCAACACCAUCUGCAGGGCUGAUGCGGAGGACCUGAUUCAGUGUACAGACCCAGACUCACUACAGGUCAGCACCAAGGAUAUGGACAGCACUCUGAGCAAAGCCUCAAGGGCCAUCAAGAAGACCUCUAAAAAGGUGACAAGGGCUUUUUCUUUCACGAAGACCCCAAAGCGUGUGAUCCAGAGGGCGUUCAUGGCCAGUGGCACUCCAGAUGAAAAAAGCCAGAGGCUAAGUUGUGAAAACCGUGCCGGCAGCAGCUCCACACUGGCUAUGUCCCGAUCUGCCUCAACGUUCAGUUUGAGUGAUUCUGCCAAGAGCAGUGCCGUGGUGCAGCGCUCUAAUUCUCUGGAUCAUCCUCCCGUCAGAGCGAGAGUCCCUGUGUGUAUGCGCACCCCCUGCAGCCCAGUCCAAAAUCCUGCCCAUAGCCCCCGCCCCAACACUGCGUCUGAGUUCAAUCAAAGCCUCCGCCCCAACUAUUGCCCCACCACCCAAGAACGCAAGUCCAUCCUUCAUGCUCCAGUAUCGAACCAGCCAGAUCCAAGUGUCCACACUUCCCAGGAGACCACCUCUUCAUCCCGUCCAACUUCCCUUUCAGUUCCAGCUGUCCGAAACUCGAAAACCUCCCAGCCAAAAUCUAGCCAGCCUAUCUCCAGACACCUACCCUCUGUAGGGUUCCAGCCUAGGUCCCUGGUUCCUCAGCCAGUUAAUGUCAAAGGCAGGACCUUUUCUGAGUCAUGCAGGGAUUCCGAAGUCCCCUCAGACCCACGCAAGGCUGUCCUGACGAGUCCUCGCAGGGAGACUCUGCUCUAAACCAUCGCUAAGCUCAGUCCCGGAGUCUGACGCACACCAUUCUCCCUCCAUGGUCAAUCUGUCUUCCAUGUUUGAGCGGAAGUACCACACAUUCAGUCGUUCAAGCACUCACCUCUUCUGAAAUGCUGCUGUCCAGUAGCACCAGCUAGAGUCGACCCAUCUUCUCCUUCUGCCUUGACUGCCGCUAACAGCGAGAGUUAACCGGACAUGUGUAUGUGCAUGUGUAUAAAGUUGAAGCUACUUGUAAAGUAUGGCAAACUAGUAUUUGUCCAUGCUGGAGCUCUACAAAGACUUUUCCACAUUUCGAAAAAUGCACUGAGGCCAGGGACAUACUUGAGUCUGAUAUGUGGCAGUAUCUGACUUUCAGCUACUGAGCUGAACCAAGGCCAAGUAGGUUCAAACAAUAAACCAGUUGUUCAUCAACCUGACGUGUUCAUCUAGAAUGUCUGUUGCCAAGAACUCGCUGGAAGGAUUUAAUACCCUUCUUGUUUUGACAAGGCAGUUUGGCACAUCUUUCCAAACAUGUACAAUGCUUAAAUUGAGACUAUCAAUAGGAGCUAACUGGAACGGUACUAUACCAUGCUCGGGGGGACAUGUGUGUGAUUAGCACUGGUUGUGGUAAGGUUGGCCUUGCCAUCUAAAAAAUGAAGGAAGCUCUGCUUUGUGUCUGCAGUUGUUAACAGAUUAUCUUGAUUUAACUGAUUUUUACUUAAACAGAGACUUGUUGCAUUUCGUGUUUAAACGUUCGGCUUUCUGGUUGUUUAACAUUGUUGCCAUUGUUCAGUGAAGCGUUAACACUAACUAACUAUAGACCGAGUGAACAUCAUGUCUUUCCUCUGGUUUUUAAUCUCUGGGAAAGUAAAAUAACAUUUAAGUUUAGACAUUGAGGUGUUUCUGUUUAACAGAUGCAGGUUGUUGUGCUUUGUGUGUUUAAUGUACUCAAGUUAAAGUUACAAGGUUGAACUCAUUUUCCCUUUUACUGUGUUGAAGCUUUUUAAAACUUACUGUGUGAGAGAACCUUUAUAUUAACUGACAUUUAAUGUUUUAUUGUAGUGGAGUAGACGUAAUUUCACCUGAUAUUAUAUUAUGAUUAAUCCACCUUCAAAAUAUAAACCUAUGAUAGCUUCCAGCUUUUAUAAAGCUUCUAUUUUAGCA
Messenger RNA from Larimichthys crocea (large yellow croaker), 4896 nucleotides. It is a transcript of the gene ect2, whose product is annotated as epithelial cell transforming 2. Gene Ontology annotation, cellular component: cell cortex; nucleus. NCBI's taxonomy places the organism in Eukaryota, Metazoa, Chordata, Actinopteri, Sciaenidae. Gene Ontology annotation, biological process: intracellular signal transduction; activation of GTPase activity; nervous system development. Gene Ontology annotation, molecular function: GTPase activator activity; guanyl-nucleotide exchange factor activity. The transcript is spliced from 27 exons. The record is from RefSeq and is a predicted model, not a curated record. Bases 400 to 3741 code for a protein of 1113 amino acids.